UAAUCGUUUUUCUCUUACCCGGAUAUUACGCAGCUAGUGACGUCAGUAUCAGGAAGUAGCAGCACAGACCUCUUGGCUCGUUCGUGCUCGGAAGCUGGAUCUCCCUCACUGGCGUUUUUCUUUGUAGUCAACGAUAAACACUUCCUGAUUUGUGGACUGUCUGUUUUCUGUCCGAGCAAACAGCCUGGGUUUUACUUGGUAUUCUCUGUUCGGGCUAGAUGCGCUAACAUCGUUUGUGUUAGCUCGCUGGCUAACGAGCCAGCUAACAGCUAGGGUUGUUUUGAUUAUUGAUGUGAACAUUAAGAUUUCGUCGACGCUGUCUGUGCUCAGAUGGUCAGAGCCAACUCACACACUGAACACCGUUUUCCACAGACACCAGUGGAAUGAGAAUAUUGUUCGACUCUUAGGAUCCACGAGGUAAAAGACGCAGUUCAUGUAAAUCUUCUGUGUCGCACCAGCUAGCUGAGAAGCUAACGUUAACGUCAAACGACAGUCGCCAGCUUUCUCUAUCUCAGCUGGGGACCCUCUGCAUCGUCGUGUACCCCGGACAGUGGUAGUCUAGUGAGCUUCAGGGGCUCUCUGUGAAUCGGAUCCAAUGCGUGGCAUGAUGGGGACCCAGAGCAGUCCUGUCAAGAGUUACGAUUAUCUCCUGAAAUUUCUUCUGGUGGGAGACAGUGAUGUCGGAAAGGGAGAAAUCUUGGAAAGUCUGCAAGACGGAUCAGUAGAGUCUCCUUAUGCCUACAGUAGUGGGAUCGAUUACAAGACCACCACAAUCCUGCUGGAUGGAAGGAGAGUGAAACUAGAGUUAUGGGACACCUCAGGGCAGGGUAGAUUCUGCACCAUCUUCAGGUCGUACUCUCGUGGAGCACAGGGCAUCCUGCUCGUGUAUGACAUCACCAACAACUGGUCGUUUGAUGGCAUUGACCGUUGGAUUCGGGAAAUUGAUGAGCAUGCACCAGGUGUUCCCAGGAUUCUGGUGGGAAACCGACUUCACUUGGCUUUCAAGCGACAGGUGCCAACAGAGCAGGCAAGAGCGUACGCAGAGAAGAACAGCAUGACUUUCUUCGAGGUCAGUCCGCUCUGCAACUUCAACGUCAUCGAAUCCUUCACAGAACUUUCACGCAUCGUGCUGAUGAGGCACGGGAUGGAGAAGUUUUGGAGACCCAACAGAGUCUUCAGCCUCCAGGAUCUGUGCUGCCGCUCGAUCGUCUCCUGCACACCGGUGCACCUCAUCGACAAGCUCCCCCUCCCUGUGGCCAUCAAGUCCCACCUCAAGUCUUUCUCCAUGGCCAACGGCAUGAACGCGGUCAUGAUGCAUGGACGCUCCUACUCAGUGGCCAACAGUGCAGCCUCAGGUAGCAGUGGCAGUGGCAGCAAAGCCAACAGUCUCAAACGCUCAAAGUCUUUCAGGCCUCCACAGAGUCCUCCAAAGAACUCGUCAUCCUCCUCGAAGGGGAACUGUAAGAUUUCAUAGUGAAGAAUCAGACCCACGGUUGCCUCCACAGGACCAGUGUUAAAGGUGUUGUUGCUCCGAGAGGUCACAAGGCCAGAGACGAGCACGGAGAGCUGCGAGCUGUCUUCACCAGAGACGGAUGCCAGCUUUGAACUUACAUUGACCUUUGGGAACUGACUUGGAUAACUGGGUUGUUUUCUGUUCUCUACGCACUUGCCGGAGCCAUCUUGUGGUUGUCCAUUUACUUGUACUCUUUACUGCAGAGGCUCACUGUGAUCAAGCAGAACAAGAUUUCCCUGGGACCAACAAAUGUGAAUUCAAGGAUAAUCACUCAACUGUCA
Messenger RNA from Paralichthys olivaceus (Japanese flounder), 1794 nucleotides. RefSeq names its product ras-related protein Rab-40C-like. Gene Ontology annotation, cellular component: endosome; synaptic vesicle; plasma membrane. NCBI's taxonomy places the organism in Eukaryota, Metazoa, Chordata, Actinopteri, Pleuronectiformes, Paralichthyidae. The record is from RefSeq and is a predicted model, not a curated record. Gene Ontology annotation, molecular function: GTP binding; GTPase activity. Gene Ontology annotation, biological process: intracellular signal transduction; protein localization to plasma membrane.